Molecule: messenger RNA, 1203 nt
Organism: Cucurbita moschata (crookneck pumpkin)
Lineage: Eukaryota; Viridiplantae; Streptophyta; Magnoliopsida; Cucurbitales; Cucurbitaceae
Exons: 4
Coding region: 1-1203 (400 amino acids)
Molecular function (GO): nucleic acid binding; zinc ion binding
Source: RefSeq, a predicted model, not a curated record
AUGAUACUUUGUGGGGGCCUUUACACAACAUGCAUUGCAAAGGUGUCGUCGGGUGGUUCUUUUGAUGGUAAUGCCCUCGAGAAGUCCCCGCUUGAUUGUUCUGAGGAGGUCUAUCCGUCCACCCAUUCGAUUAUGGCUCCUAAGAGAAUAGGGACUUAUGUCGGGUCUCAACCUAGGAAAGGUAGAAGAAGGGCUGAAGAUGACAUCGCAAUUUCGACACUUAAAACAGGACAACAUCCACCCAGGGCAGUUCGUAUGGAGAUUUAUCUGGAGGCUUUGGAUCUUUGGGAAGAAAUGAGAGAGGAUUACGAGGUCCCUCCAUUUCCAGCAAAUCCUACUUGUAGCACAAAUCAAAGUAUAGAAGGAAAAGAAGACAAGAAAAUCAAAGGCAAAAGCUUGCCUAUUUGCAGCUAUAUCUCAAAUGAUCUUCAAGCGAAUAAUAAGAUGAAGGAGUCUCAGUCGGUGAAAAAGUACUCUGACAGACUUCUCAACAUUGCCAACAAGGUGAGAUUGCUUGGUUCUAUGUUAAAUGAUUCCAGGAUCGUUGAAAAGCUGCUAUUCUCUAUUCCAGAGAAGUUUGAAGCCACCAUUACUACUCUAGAGAACACCAAAGACCUGUCAAAGAUUUCUCUUAGAGAGCUCUUGAACGCUUUACAAGCACAAAAGCAAAGGAGGCCUAUGAGGCAAGAAGGGGUGACUGAAGGUGUUAUAAAUGUUAAGAAUCAAGACAACAGCAGGUAUAAAAACAAGAAAAUUUUCAAAAACCAAUCGACGAAUGGAGAUUCAUCUACCAAUUAUCAGAAGACAAAAGGAGGAGGUUCCAAAAAGUUCUAUCCACCUUGCCGUCAUUGUGAGAAGAAAGGUCAUCCACCAUACAAGUGUUGGAGAAGACGUGACGCCAAAUGCUCCAAAUGCAAUCAACUUGGACAUGAAGCGGUGAUCUGCAAAGUCAAAGGUCAGGUGAAAGAAGUAGAUGCACCAGUAAUUGAUCAAGAAGAAGAAGAUCAAUUGUUUGUGGUCACUUGUUUCUUAGACAAAGAAUCAAGCGAGAUCUGGUUGAUUGACAGUGGGUGCACAAAUCAUAUGACAUAUGACAGUGAGUUUUUUGAGGAAUUAAGAGACACUGAAGUCAAGAGAGUGAGGAUUGACAAUGGUGAACACUUGGGAGUUAACGGAAAAGGCACAGUAGCUAUACCAAGCUAG